AUGUCGCCUCACAUGCAUUUAAAAGGAACAGAAUUACCACACACUUUAACAGUUUUCUUCGUAAUGUCGAAUCGAAUUGGCGUUUCUCUUCUUACGCUGCCAGUCGAGCUCGUCUACAGAAUUCUUGAUCAUCAAGACGAAUACACUAUUCUAUGCUCAAUGAGAAAUGUUUGUCAACGUCUGGACAUCAUCGUCAAUGGCUACUAUCAAUACCAGUCUGUCAUCACACUAGAUUUUUUCGGUAGUAACCUCGACGAUAUUCAAGCACAACGCUUAGCUGUUGCAUUGAGACACAAUACAAGCAUUACUCUAUUAGAUCUUGCAUAUAAUAAUAUAAGAAACACAGGAAUUGAAAAGUUGGCUGGUAUCUUCAAUAGCAACCAGACCGUUAUCACCACACUAUGUCUCGAUAGUAAUGACUUCACAACAGCUGGAUUCAUUCAUCUGGCUACUGCAUUACAUAAUAACAAGACGCUGACUUUUCUACGACUCGCAAGUAAUAGUCUUGACGAUGUUGAUGCACAGCAUCUAAGUAAUGCCUUGCGCCAGAACAAAGUGCUUACGAUCCUCAAGCUGCAAGAUAAUCGAAUUGGAGAUACGGGAGCAAAAUAUCUUGCUAAUGCGUUAGAAAAUAACACAACACUCACUACAUUGGAUCUCACUGAAAACGUAAUCACGGAUGUCGGAGUUCAGGACCUAGCCGAAGCAUUACACAAAAAUAAAACCAUCAUUGCACUAUAUCUGGAAAGUAAUAAUAUCACAUGUACGGGAGCACAAUAUCUGGCGAAUGUAUUAAACGAUAGCGCAAACCUCACUUUAUUAAACCUUAGGAAGAACAGUAUUGAAACUGACGGAAUACGGUACAUAGCUGACGCAUUACAAAACAAUACAGUUCUUGCUGAACUAUACCUCGGCUUUAAUCUAGUCGCAGAUGAUGGAGUCAAAUAUUUGACUGAAGCCCUACAAAAUAACACAACAUUGACGGUACUAGAUCUGACAAAUGCUGAUAUUCGAGUUAAGGGAACACAAUACCUCGCUGAUCUAUUGAUAAGUGAUAACACGAAGCUCAGUAAAUUAUACCUGAAGAAUAACUUUGUGGAAGAUGUUGGAUCACAGCACUUGGCCAAUGCUUUGCUCAGUAACACAACCCUCACUUUGUUGGACUUACAAACCAACGAAAUCGGAGUUGAUGGAAUACAAUAUCUAGCCAAUGCUCUACGACAGAAUCGAACACUUGAGAUAUUUGAUCCUGCAAAUAAUCAGUUUGGAACUGUCGGUAUUCAAUAUUUGGCUGAUGCUUUACACGAAAAUACAACACUUCUUCGACUUCAUUUCGAAGAAAAUGGCGUAGGCGAUCUCGAAGCACAAUAUUUGGCUAAUACUUUACAUAUCAACAGAACACUUACUGUUCUAUCUUUAUCCAACGAAAAAAUCGGAGAUGACGGAGCAGUAUCUCUGGCUCGGGCACUAUUGUAUAACAAAACACUCACUACUCUAGAUCUGAGAAAUUGUCAAAUCCAAGAUAUAGGAGCACAGCACUUCGCUGAGGUACUUCGAAAGAACAUGACACUUGAAAAGCUAAAUCUUGGAGGAAAUCAAAUCACAGAUGUCGGAGCACAACAUUUAGCUGAUGCAUUACAUAUGAAUACGACGCUUAACACAUUCUUGAUCGGGUCGAAUCCUUUUGGUCACCACGGAGCACACCGGCUAGCCGAUGCUCUAUGCAACAAUCUGAAACUCAUUCGACUUGAUCUUCGUAAUAUUAUGACGAAUGAUGACGUUCGCCAACAAAUCAGAAACAACAUUGAACGAAACAAAAGACGAGUCGAAGGCACAUCUGUUAAUCAGCCCAAGCUUUGCCCUGCUGCAACAUGGAAUGCAACUGCAACUACCUUUGCAACCAGUAGUACGAUUGGUUCGUAUCCAUAUGCAGUCUUUAUUGAUCAAAACAAUAAGAUCUACGUGGCCAAUCGACAAAUGAGUUCUAUUCAAGUAUGGAUCAACGACUCUUCGCUUCCAAAAACAAUUGCUAUUCGAAAUAAUAGUUAUCCAAUAACUCUGUUUGCUACAGACAAUGGUACUAUUUAUGUAGGUGACAAUAACAAUUACGUGACCAGUUGGCUGCUAAAUCAAACAGGCAAUCAAUCGUCAUUAUAUACGGGUGGAACAUGCUAUAGUCUUUUUAUUGACAAGAACAAUUCACUUUACUGUUCCUUAUCUAAUAACCAUAUAGUCAUCAAACGAUCAUUGAAUAGUAGUGAUAAUCAAACAGCAAUUGUUGCAGGUAGUAAGUGCUUUGGAUUUUUGGGUAAUAGCCUAUAUUAUCCCAGGGGAAUAUUUGUUGAUAAAAAUUACAGUCUAUAUGUGGCUGAUUCCCAAAAUCAUCGAGUUCAACUUUUUCGUUCGGGAGCCGGAAAUACAACGACAAUUGCCGGUUGGGGGGCACCUGCAACAAUCACAUUAUAUUACCCUAUAGAUGUGAUGGCUGACGCUGAUGGAUACAUAUAUAUCGUAGAUUACAACAAUUAUCGUAUCGUAGGAUCCAGUUCUCACGGCUUUCGAUGUGUAGUUGGAUGCACUGGUUCGAGUGGUUCAGCGGCUAAUCAACUGUCUUAUUCAUGGACUAUGGCUUUUGAUAUAUAUGGAAAUAUUUUUGUUGCUGAUAGUAACAAUAACCGCAUCCAGAAAUUUAGUCUGGCUACCAACUCAUGUGACGCUACGACUGUCGCAUACCAAACAUCGACACCAUCUGUUGGUACCAUCAAUACAACAAACAUGCAAUCCAUUUCUCAUAAAACAGGUAUAUCUUAUAAUCGACCGAAACUUUGUGUAAAUGCUUCGUGGACUGUAAAUGCAACUACAUUUGUUAACCGUAGUACAUUUGUAAUGUAUCCAUGGAAUGUAUUUGUCGACACGAACGACACAAUUUAUACCAUCGACCAAAACUAUGGGAUUCUCCAUAUGUGGCUGAAAGGAAAUAUUACAAUGUCGAAAAAUAUAUCUCAAUCUCAAAGUGUUUCUUAUGGUUUUUUUGUCACCGGUUCUGGAGACAUUUAUGUUGAUAAUGGUGGUCGUUACGGUCAGAUCAGCAAAUGGCCAAUGAAUACAUCAAAUGCUAUUCCAGUAAUGGACGUUCCACAAUCCUGUUUUGAUCUUUUUAUCGACAGUAACAAUAUCCUCUAUUGCUCUAUAUCCACUUUUAAUGAAGUCGUAGCUAAAUCACUUAGUGAUAUGUCCAGUUCAUUAAGAACUGUUGCUGGUACAGGUUGCAGUGGAUCAACAUCAUAUGAACUGGCAAUACCGAGAGGUAUAUUUGUCAACGCAGAUUUUGAUCUUUAUGUGGCUGACUAUGGAAACCGCAGAGUUCAGCUUUUUCAAUCAGGACAAAAGAACGCGACAACCGUUGCUGGCUCUGGUGCGCUAGGAACGAUCACAUUAAAUUGCCCCACGGAUAUCGUCUUAGAUAAUGAUGACUAUUUGUUUAUUGUUGAUUCCUGUGAUAGCCGUAUAAUUGGCUCAGGACCAGAUGGUUUUCAAUGUAUUGCUGGGUGUUCUGGCAGUUCUGGAUCAGCAUCCGAUAAAUUAAAUAAUCCUUGGUACAUGGCAUUCGAUAGUAACGGAAAUAUUUAUGUUUCUGACUGUGGAAACUCUCGAAUCCAGCUAUUCACUUUAGAAAAAAGUUUGUGCGAAACAUCAACAUCCACCACUGCCGAUACGUCUUUAACACCCUCAUUGCCAUCGUCUAAUACAAAUUGCUUUUCACCGUUUAUCACACUGAUUCCAAGUACUUCUUCACUCUCGUCCCCAUUACAGUAUCGACGAAGUCAAGACUUUUCCAUUAGUUCAUAUCUACAACUGAAUUGUAGUCUUUCACUUUCAACGACUAUAAAAUGGACCAUCACCAACUGUACUUCAGCCUGCUCUUCUAUUCCCAUUCAACUGCCGCAAACACUUGUCACGACUUCAACCGAACUAUUCAUUCCUGGCAAAACACUCACCUAUGGAACUUAUCAGUUCACACUCAGUGUUACUAUGAUUGCUUCUUAUCAUCUUUCGUCAUCGAGCUCUGCAUACGUCAAAAUUAUUCCAUCCGGCAUCACACCGAAUCUCAUUCAAUUCGGCACUUCAAUGAUCACACGAGGAUAUCAACAACAGCUCACUCUUGAUCCUGGAGCGUUUUCAGUCGAUCCGGAUGCCCUGACGUUCAAUGCUACCAAUUGGAAAUACAAAUAUUUUUGUCGAAUCUAUAAUAAAUACAACUUCCCGAACAUUGCUGGAAAUCUUCUCACUAUUGAUGAUCCACAAGUCGAUACUGUCAAUCCAUCGUGCGUAUCGCAACGAUCAGGUAAUACAUCAAAACUAAACUACACUGGGCCUACGUCUUCACGCAUGUCUUCACUAACCCUUCUCCCCAAUGCGCUCACAUCCAAUGAAACAUAUCAGUUCAUGGUUCAACUCGAAAAUCGUCUCAAUUCAUCUACACAAGCAACAGGUUAUCUUCUUGUGCAAACUGAAGACAGCCAGCCCGAACUGAUUGCCAUUUCUUGUGUCAUCUCUACUCUGUGCGUUCCUAAUCAACAAUAUCAAUUUGUCAAUCCGACUACACAAGUUGCUCUCUUCUCUCUUUGUGUCGGUACAUGCAUGUCGAUCAACAACAUCACAUGGAAUGUCUAUCACGGAAUCAUCAACGCAUCCACCAAUGUCAUGGAAUGGACACUUUUCGGACAAACACAGAAAUACCAAAAUAUAUGGUUCUUUGGCUCUAACACAAGUAAUUUCACUGCCACCAACAACUUGUUUCUCGCGCAACCUUCAAUUCAAUUUUGGCGAUUCGAAGUAGUCUAUUCGUUUUCGCAACAGAUCAGUUUCAGUGCAAUGAACUUCAAAGUGAACACACCACCUCAAAAUGGUUCAUGUACCAUAUCUCCACUUAAUGGUACAACAUCCACUCUCUUCACGAUCACUUGUUCUCAAUGGAUAGAUGACGAUGGUAUUCAAGAUUAUUCAUUCUACAGUUGGACAACAGAUCCGAAUGAACGAACGAUUCUUGGCUACUCAUCAUUGUCAUCCAUUCAAUUAAGAUUGCCAGCUGUCAAUAAGAAUAUUUCAUCAUUUCUCCGUAUUUCCGUUCAAAUUCGAGAUAGAAUGAGUUGUGUCACAGACUACAACAUGUCAACAGUCACAGUUGACUCCGAUACUACACAGAUCGCUGAUUUUGUCAAUAGUGCGCAACAAUCAAGUAACACACGUGGACUGACAAACAAUCCAAUCGUUCAAAUUCUAGCAAGUGGUAGUCAAAAUACUGUGGGCCAAGUGAUCAGUUCAUUAUCACAGGAAUUCAACAGAAUCAACGGCGAAACUGUAGAGAAUGCUGUUGCAAAUGGUGUUCCUGCAUCUAACAUUGCUGUUUCAACCUUAGAUAGUACCAGUCAACCAACAUCAUCGUCCGGAACAAAUGCAUCGGCACUCGACGAGUUCAACAAACAACUCAACACAUAUGCAAGUGUCCGAGACUUACUAAUUACGUUUACAACUAAUCUGCAACCAGCAACGGCACCUGUUAUCCAACUACAAGCAUCAUCCUUAGCUCAGCUUACUCAAGCAACCAAUCAACUUACGCGAUCCACUGCGACGAUUGCAGCACAAAAAUGUUAUCAACUUGCAGUCACUUUACAUUCUUUGGCAAUGAAAAUUCCCUUCGAAGAUGUGCAGGCAUCAACCACGCUCAUUGCACAAUGUGCUAGCAAUGCUCUCAAUGCUGUCAAUGGUCCACUACAACAACGGACAACUGUACUUGAUCUCGAUUCGUCUCGAGCGAAUGCUUUUCCUCAAGAUUACGAUACAGAUCUUGAAUCAGAAUGGAAUAAUCCAAGACAGCUUUCUCUACUCGGCGUAAAUGGUCAAUUGGGGGAUUCACUUGAAAAGAACCGCAAUCUCUACUACCAAAAACAAGCAGCCAAUGAAAUCUCUCUUUUGAAAACACAAACGAUGUCGCUGCUGACAGCAUCAUUGAAUAUUCAUUUAAACAUUGGCCAAAAUCUCGACAUUAACACACCGUCCAUGUGUUUAUCACUUGAAACCACUUCGAUCGAUACACUUGUCAACAAAUCCAUCAAACAGACAUCCACUUCUCAGAUUCGUAUGCCAUCUACUUUUCAAUUCAACACAACAAACACCCAAACCAUUUCACUUCGAUCAAUGAUCGAACCACUUGCAUCAGCCGGCAAUGUUUCUUCUCAAUCUCGAACAAAUCUGUCCAGAUCUAUUUCAUUUUCAAUUCUCGAUACGAAUGGCAAAUCUAUUCCCAUCCAGACUACCUUUGAUCAUCCCAUCGAACUUAUUAUUCCUCGUGAUUCAUUCUUAGUUGUUCCACCGAUGUCACUGCAAAAUGUCACGUCAUUUAAUUCAUCAACGGCGUCACCUCAUCAGCAACUGUUUAAUCUUCAUUUCGUCAACAUCACCAAUCCUUCCUUCACUGUUUCAGUUCAUUUAGAAAUGCAUCCUCUCAACACAAGUCUCGCCUAUUUAUUUAUUUAUCGAUUCGACACUGCACCCAUCCUGAACAGUUCACAUCAACAAAUCGAUGGUUGGUCUUUGUUUUGUCCACAUAAUCUGACCAAUGAUACUGUUUACAAUUACUUUAUCGAUAAUAACCGAACUAAAGGUCAUCAAUCCAUUAUCUUUGGCUUGAGACAACUGAAUACAACUGAGCAAUCAGAUCAGUGUUCCAAUACGUCUGUAACACUUCAACAACCGCCUGUCAGUAAUCAAUCGUUCAUUUUCACGUCCAACUACGAACUGCGUACCUUCACAUCAGGAUGUUACUAUCUCGAUACAAAUAGCAACUGGCAAUCAGAAGGUGUACUUGUUGGACCGUUGACUAAUCAUCAGCAAACACAGUGUUUAUCCACACAUUUAACAACGUUUGCAGGAGGAUUCCUUGUUCUUCCUGCACCUAUCAACUGGAACUAUGUGUUUUCCAACGCCGACUUCACUCGCAAUAAAACUAUCUACAUCACACUUAUUUGUGUGUCUAUUCUCUAUCUCCUUUUACUUGUUUAUGCACGCUACAAAGACAAGAAAGAUCUCGAAAAGCUCGGUGUUACUCCACUUCCUGAUAAUCAACCAUCCGAUCAGUAUUUCUAUCAAAUACUUAUCUUUACCGGUCAUCGGGCAUAUUCGAAUACCAACUCCAAAGUUCAUUUCAUCCUUGCUGGUGACGAUGAUGAAACACAAGUUCGAACAUUAGCUGAUCCACACCGAAAGAUCUUGCAACGAGGUGGUAUCGAUGCAUUUGUUAUGACUGUUCCCAAAUCGUUGGGACCAUUAAACUAUAUACAUAUUUGGCAUGAUAACUCUGGCAAAGGUGCAUCAGCAUCGUGGUUUCUCAAAUAUGUGAUUGUUAGAGAUCUGCAAACGUUAGACAAGUCAUAUUUCAUUUGUCAACGAUGGUUAGCGGUCGAAAAAGAUGAUGGAAUGAUCGAACGGGUAUUACCAGUCGCAGGUGAACAUCAACGACAAGAGUUCUCCUAUCUGCUAUCCAAGCAGGCAUACCAUAGCGUGGCAGAGGGUCAUCUCUGGUUUUCGAUCUUUUCACGACCACCUUCGAAUCGGUUCACUCGUGUUCAACGAUGCACUUGUUGUUUUGUACUAUUGUUAACUUCGAUGCUUCUCAAUAUUCUUUACUACGACCAAGUUGCAGCAGCUAAAGCAAGUGUCAAUACAGCAAGUCUUGCCUUUGGCCCGCUUCAUAUCACUCCUGAACAGAUUAGCAUUGGUGUCAUUGUUGAACUGCUCUCGUUUCUUCCGAGUAUUUUGCUCGUUCAAUUCUUUCGUCGCAUCGAACCUAAACGGUUGCAACAGCAACUGUCUCCUUUACGGCAAGCUAUCUACAAGAUCAAUCCAAGUGACGCGAUAACUGAGACAAACCGAAAGAAACGAUCACGAAUGACGUUUCCAUGGUGGUGUCUGUUCAUAGCUUAUGCGCUUUCAUUUAGUAUCGUUGCAGUAUCGAUGUUCUUCGUUAUUGUUCGUGGGAUAGAAUUUGGUGACGUGAAAACUCAGAAAUGGUUGACAUCGCUUCUCACUAGUUUCUUUUCAUCCAUCUUUCUCAUUCAACCAGCCAAAAUCAUUGGCGUAGCGAUCAUCUUUGCUUUAUUCAUACGAAACACAAACAAUGAUCAACAAGCAGCUGAAUUCAUUGAUGAUGAUGAGAAUCAUCCUCAACUCAACAACGAUGAACAAUAUUUACAUUCUCUCAACACUCAAUCACCAUUCGUUCACCGAUCGAAAACUCGAGCAGAUCGUCUCGAUCAAGCUGAACUUGCCUACAUACGCGAUCGACGACUGAAGGAAAUACAAAUGUGGUCAAUCAUACGUGAGAUCUUCACUUAUCUCACCUUUCUUGCCUUACUCUAUGUCAUCACCUAUUCCAACAUCAAUCAACACGCAUUCUAUGAAGUUCGACACCUUCGGCAAUUCUUUCAUAACACGAAACAAGUUAAUAAUGAUUAUACACAAGUAUCCACGGUCGAUCAAUAUUGGAACUGGCUACAAAAUAGUUUUGCGAACAAUAUUCGUGCACAACAAUGGUACAAUACUGAUCCACCUCGAAAUCUCUCUGGUUUUAUCAACGACAAAUCGAAUCGCUUGAUUGGCUGGGUUACAAUGAGACAACUCAGAGUCAAAUCACACUCAUGCCAGCUCAAAUCAUCCAUUCAACAAUUGUUCACACAUUGCAGUGACGAUUAUAGUUUUUCCAAUAAAGAGAAGGAAUCAUUUCAACCAGGAUGGAUUCCCUAUCAACAAAUUAACAAUCAAUCUCAACCAUUUAGUUCAGCCGUUGAACAAGCAUUUAUAUAUCGAACAGAAGAUCAACUCGAUACCUAUUCCGUUGUUGGUAAUCAUCACACAUACGGUGGUGAUGGAUAUGUCUAUGAAUUUCGUGGUCGACUCAGUGAUCUCCAAACAAAUCUCUCUCGACUCCAUCAACUACAAUGGAUUGAUAGUCAAACAAGAGCCGUCAUUAUUCAAUUCACUCUCUACAAUCCCAAUGUACAACUCUUUACAUUUGCCACUCUUCUAACUGAAUAUCUCUCGGUUGGCAGUCUCGAUCCACAAUCUCGUUUUGAACCGAUCAGUUUCCAAGUCUUCACUUCGUUGUCUCAACUGAUCUGUACAAUCUUUUACAUGAUAUUUAUCGUUCAUAUGAUGAUAGGCGAAAUUCGAUCAUUCACGAAACUCAAAUCUGACUACUUCCAUCAGUUCUGGUCAUUGAUUAAUCUAGGCAUCAUUGUCUGUUCAUGGACAAAUGUCGGUAUUUACGUAUGGAGAUAUUGCGAAUCACUUCGUAUCGGUCAUCUCUUCGAACAAACCAAUGGUUACGUGUACAUCAACUUGCAACUAGCUGUAUACAUCAAUGAUGUCUUCACUUAUUUGCUCGCAUUUUCUUGUUUCUUUGGCACGAUCAAGUUUAUCAAACUAUGUCGUUUCAAUCAUCGUCUCAUGUUAUUUGCAAGAACACUUCAAUAUGCCGCCAGAGAACUCAUCUCAUUUGCAUUCAUGUUCACAAUUGUCUUCAUGGCAUUUGUUAUUCUAUUCUAUCUGCUGUUUGUGUCCAAAUUAUCGUCAUGUUCUAGUGUUCUGCAAACAGUACGAAUGUUAUUCGAAAUCACCUUAAUGAAAUUCGAUGCGCAUGAAUUGAGUGGUGCAGCAGCAUUCCUUGGUCCAUUCUGCUUUAGUUUAUUUAUUCUGAUCGUUGUGUUUGUCUGUAUGAGUAUGUUUUUGACAAUUGUCAAUGAUAGUUUUCGAGUGGUGCGAGAUAUGGGUAAAACACAGGCAAGCCAUGACCAACAUAUAUUUUCAUUUAUGACUGGCAAGUUACGAACAUGGAUUGGUAUUGGUAAUUCAAAUGACUUGUAUCAAAUGGAAGAAAUUAGAUCGACAUACUAUGAUCCAAUUAGUAGAUUUCCUGACAAGAUGGAUGAACUGCUCGACGCUCUGAAUCGCGCUGUUCAUUUCCGGACCAGUCAGAGCGAUAUAGGAUCUUGUGUUGGAUUCGAUCCAUCGGCACUCGAUGAUCCGACGCAAUCCGAUUCCUGUCGAGUGAAAAUACAGCUGCUGUUAAACUCGUUCAAACUCAACGCCUUAAAAUUAGCAGCGUCUCAAAGAAUAUUCAUCCAACAUUAG
This is a messenger RNA of Adineta ricciae, 10188 nucleotides long. Lineage: Eukaryota; Metazoa; Rotifera; Eurotatoria; Adinetida; Adinetidae. The record is from the annotation of a GenBank genome assembly.